Molecule: messenger RNA, 5197 nt
Organism: Sardina pilchardus (European sardine)
Lineage: Eukaryota; Metazoa; Chordata; Actinopteri; Clupeiformes; Clupeidae
Gene: pdzd8
Product: PDZ domain containing 8
Exons: 5
Coding region: 172-3948 (1258 amino acids)
Biological process (GO): mitochondrial calcium ion homeostasis
Cellular component (GO): mitochondria-associated endoplasmic reticulum membrane contact site
Molecular function (GO): protein binding; lipid binding
Source: RefSeq, a predicted model, not a curated record
AUUACACGCAUUACGUUCACCCAAUCAGCUGUGGAUUCUCAACCACAGGAAAGAGGCAGAUGAUAUGGCAGCUUUGUGAGCGACCAGGUGAAACUUGCUUUGUUAAUUCCGUUUAGCUGGGGAACAUGAAGACAUUUUAAGUCGUUGACGGCAACGGGGCCUCGGUUAGAAAUGAUAUAUUUGAUAUUAAUUUCCGCAUUUUCUGGGGCGAUCGUCACGUUAGUGUUACAAUUCCUUUUCCUCUACCGGAGAAGCCCGGAGCCUAUAGGAAGGACAGUGCAAUAUGUCAAAGCAGUGCCUGAUCCCUUAUUGAAGGAUUACUUUAAUAACCAACAUGUCGAAUCGGGACAGCAACAGCAAGAAAGCACGACAUCCGCAGCAUCUAAACAGACAGAGGCCGCUUCUACGAAGCCGCAGGAAGCGUCUGUCAGCAGUAGCCCGAAACAACAGCCGCCACCGCCUUCUCAAAAUGAGUCGCUGAACACCUCCAAGUCGGAGACAUGCGGCUUUUUAAAUGCAAUAUUUUUGUUUCUGUUCCGGGAGCUCCGGGACACCCCGGUGGUUAGACACUGGAUCACCAAAAAAAUCAAGGUGGAAUUUGAGGAGCUGCUACAAACCAAAACAGCCGGACGGUUGUUAGAGGGUCUCAGUCUCCGGGAUAUAUCCUUGGGCAAUUCAUUGCCCGUGUUUAAGACUGCGAAACUUAUAAAGCCGGUCUCCGUUAACGAAGACGGCAUGCCAGAAGAGCUUAAUUUCGAGGUGGAUCUUGAAUACAACGGCGGGUUUCACCUGGCGAUUGAUGUAGACCUGGUGUUUGGGAAAUCCGCCUACCUGUUCGUUAAAAUGACCCGGGUGGUGGGCCGAUUGAAACUACAGUUCACUCGAAUGCCUUUUACGCACUGGUCGUUCUCGUUCAUGGACGACCCCCUCAUAGACUUCGAAGUUAAGUCACAGUUUGAGGGACGACCGUUGCCCCAACUCACCUCCAUCAUUGUGAACCAGCUAAAGAGAAUCAUCAAGAAGAAACACACUUUGCCAAAUUACAAAAUAAGGUACAAACCUUUCUUCCCGUUUCAAGUCCAGCCCCCUCUGGCCUCCACCUGUGACCAGGACCUCUCGCUCGGGGACACUCGAUUGGUGGAGGGCCGGCUCAGGGUGACACUAGUUGAAUGUAGCAGACUCUUCAUCUUAGGCUCGUACGACAGGGAGACGUACGUCCACUGCACCUUUGAGCUGAGUGGGAGGGAGUGGAAGGAGAAGACGCGCAGCUCCAUCAAAACGACCGAAGUGGUGAAAGGGCCAUCUGGUAGUUGGGGCAUGACAUUCAGGCACGUGGCAGCCAGCGAAGGUGACGCCGUGCACGUGGGCAUCGAGACGGUGACCCCAAACUCCCCGGCCGCCUUGGCUGACCUGCAGAGAGGAGACCGGCUCAUCGCCAUUGGAGGUGUAAAGGUCACAUCGUCUGUCCAGGUCCCGAAGCUCCUGAAGCAGUCUGGCGAGCGCGUGACAGUCCUGUACGAGCGUCCGGUACGCCACCAGUCCCCCAGCGCAGGCGUCGCCACCCCCCAGGACCCGCUGGUCUCGCUGGACGAGGCCGCUCUCCUGCCCCAGCCCACCGGCUACGAGGAGGACCCCGCCACCAUCACCACCAUGGACAUCUCGGAGAGCAAGGACAACGACUCGGAGUUCGAGGAGCUCGUCGUGGAGUCCAAACCGCCCGUGCCGCCGCCGCCCUCGGCCGCCAGCGUGUCGGCGUUGUCGAGCGCGGGCGCGGAGGCCAGGGAGGACUUCCUGCUGAGCGUCAACCAAAGCCCCAAGAGGACGGUGGCCACGCUGGCGUCCAAGCCGCUGGGCACCAUCUCGCCCAUCCUGAACCGCAAGCUCAACCUGGUGGGGCUCCAGUCCCCGCUCAAGCCCCAGCCCAAAGAGUCGCCCAAGCCCUCGCCCUCGCACAAGAUCGCCCUGGAGGCGCCCGCUGCCGCCGCUACUGCUGGUGCCACCACAGCCGCUGGAGGAGGAGGAGACGGGCCGCAGCGGCCCACCGUGCCCCCGCCACCUCCCCCGGCGCGCCCCCCGGUCCCUCCGCGGCCGCACAUCAAGGUCACGUCGGUGCCCGAGGCGCAGAGCCAGCCGGACGGCGCCGACGGAGGAGCCCCCGCCGUCGAGAAGAGUCCCGAGAAGAGCCCGUCGGCCGCCGGCAGCAGCAGCGUCUGCGGAAACGGAGACCGGCCUUCCGCCGCCACGGAGAAAUCCCCCGUCAGGUCCCCCGAGGCCAAGCCCUCGGCGAAGCCCGCCGAGCCGGACACCGUCUCCGUCACGUCCACCGGCAGCAGCAGCAGGGCCGACGUGUCCAGGGACCGGGCCUCCGAGCCGGCCGGCACCGCGUCCAGCAACCGCGACAGCCUGGACGAGCAGGGCCUGUGGGAGUCCUCGGAGACGGUGUACCGCAAGCGGGCGGCGCGCUGGUCCCGGGCCUCGGUGGUCUUCGAGGUGGACAGCCAGCACCACUUCCUCAACGUGGCGUUCUGGUGCAAGGACCCCUUCAAGCUGGGCUGCCUGCUGUGCCUGGGCCACGCCAGCCUGCGGCUGGACCACGUGGCGCUGGAGUGCCUGUCCACGGCCUCGGCCGAGUACCAGGCCACGUUCCGGCUGGGCGCGCCCGAGCCGCGCGCCAACGUCAGCCGCACGGCGCUGCGCAGCCUCACCACGCACAAGGGCUUCAACGAGAAGCUGUGCUACGGCGACGUCACGCUCAACUUCACCUACCUGGCCGAGGGCGAGCCGGAACCGCCGCCGCCGUGGCACGGCUCCGCGGGUGAGCGGGAGCGGGAGCGCGAGCGGUCCGGCAGCGUCCAGGAGGACGAGCUCCAGGAGCGCGGCGGCGGCGGCGGCGAGCGAGAGCGGGAGCGGAUGGAGCUGGCGCCGAGCGACGAGCUGAGCUACGCCGGCAUGGGCAUGGGCGACAUGCGCCACAACUUCCAGGACACGCAGUUCCAGAACCCCACCUACUGCGAGUACUGCAAGCGCAAGGUGUGGACCAAGGCGGCGUCGCAGUGCAUGGCGUGCAGCUACGUGUGCCACAAGAAGUGCCAGGACAAGUGCCUCGCCGAGAACCCCUACUGCGUGGCGUCGGGCGCCGACCGGCGCGGCGCCGACCCCGAGGCCAAGUCCACCAUCAACCGGGCCACCACGGGCCUCACGCGCCACAUCCUCAACACCAGCUCGCGCCUGCUCAGCCUGCGGCAGGUCCCCAAGGCCCGGCUGGCCGAGCAGGUGGCCGACGCGGUGGCGAGCGCGGGUGUGGGCGCGGGGGCGGCGGCGGGCAGCGCAGCCGAGCCCUCGCCCAAGCACACGCCCAACACCUCCGACAACGAGAGCAGCGACACGGAGACGUACGUGGGCGCCAGCCCGUCCAAGCACGCCACCGGCGGCGGCGGCGGCGGCGGCAAGCUGGCGCGCAAGGAAGGCGGGCUCGACGACAGCGUCUUCAUCGCCGUCAAGGAGAUCGGCCGCGACCUGUACCGCGGCCUGCCCACCGACGAGCGCUCGCAGAAGCUGGAGCUGAUGCUGGACAAGCUGCAGCAGGAGAUCGACCAGGAGCUGGAGCACAACAACGCCCUGCUGCAGGAGGAGCGCGAGGCCGGCGCGGGGGACGCCCGCCGCAAGGGCCUGCUGACCGCCGCGCUGGCCAAGUCCGGCGAGCGGCUGCAGGCGCUCACGCUGCUCAUGAUCCACUACCGCGCCGGCAUCGAGGACCUGGAGUCGGUGGAGAGCACGUCGCCGUCCGAGCCGCACGGCUUCGCCAAGGCCAAGGGGCUGGAGGGCGUGCUGGAGGAGGACGACGACGCGCUCAUGGGCGCCGAGGUUUACGACAGCGACAUCUGCAGCCCCAUGGACCCCAUGGAUGACAUCACAGACGAGCAGAUCUGCGUGGAGGCUCUACCUUAGAGAGGGGAGGGGAGAUGCCCCCACCACCCCUUCCUUUGGAGAUGAGGCAGGAGAAGGGGGCAGUGAUAAUAGGUGGAGGUGGUUGUGUCAUUGGCUGGGGGGGCUUGUAACUCACUGAAAGAGCUUGUUCAAAUGUGUGUGUAGGCUGUUGUUUCAUGUGGGCUAUGUCCUGUGGACCAUGUCAGAAAAGCAGGCCAUCAAAAGAUAUCAAUUAUUUUUUUAGAACGGAAGAAUAGAAUCGCCACUGACUGUCCAAAGUAGUCCUUACAAUCAAUCCAGUUGGUGUCCCCUUCCCCCUGCUGUUGGGUGCCUUUUGGUCGGAGCGGUCAGGCAGUCUGGAGCUGAUGUGACAAUGACCAGAUGUCCUGGUUUUCCACUGCUGUGACAUCACGGAAGAUCCCCACACCAUCAUAUCACUCGAUCAGGUGAACGUUGUGCUCGUUUGUGCGCUCUAGCUGUGAAAUCAGAUGUUAGCAAGUGAGGACCUGGUGGCCAUAUUGUGUCGUCUGGUUCAGUGGUGAGUUUACCUUUUAGAGUCAGCCAAGUCCACUAUUGUCAGAACCUCUCUUUGGCUUGAGUGAGUAACAAGCCCCCGUAAACCCAGACACACACACACACACACACACACACACACACACAUACAUACACUCUCACUCACACUCACUCACUCACCCACUCACAUGCAUCAUUUGCAGUAUAAGACAACAUUAAACAAGAGGAAAGAUUGAGAAUGUUUACUUAUUAUUUACUAAUAUGUUUUCCAUGUUCUGUAUGUAUAAAUGCAUCAUUGUCACUGUUUCUUUUGUCGAUUUGUCAGUACUUUUAAUUAUAGUGUGUUGUAAGCACUCUUUUUUUUUAAAUCUUAUUUUUUGUUUGUUCUUGUUUUUAACUUUGUCUGCCUCUCUCUCCUUGUCUUUCUCUUUAUCUGUCAAUGAAGCUGCAAGGGAAAACACUUUUAGGAUUAUUUAAGGGGUUAUAAGUACUUAUUACACUUAUUAUUUUGGGGGGACCAUUGGUUCACUUGUCUCUUAUAUAUUUAUCAUUAAGGCCAAAAUGGAUAUGGUAGUAUGUGAUCAUGAAGCCAUUGUGAUAUUUAUGUUUGUUAGGUUUUUUUUUGUCUGUUACAUGUUUUGGAUGUGUGUGUGUGUGUGUGUGUUUGUGUGUGUGUAUGAAAACAAAUGAAAAUCACAAACCAAUAUUGAUUAUUUAUUUACUUUAUUAAUAAUAAAUUCAUUCUUUCUUUUUGCCA